UUUCAAAAUGGCGUCUUUUAGCAUCAAAGCACAAAAUACGCUAUAGAAAAAACCUGUUCCYCAAUCCCUGGAGGUAAAAAACAUAUAGAGAUUUAUAUCAAAUAUAAAUUUAUAUUAUAUCCAAUGUGACAAUGGAUACAUAUGAGGGGGUAUUUAAAUUGCUAGACGACUUAGGGAUGCCUGACCUUAAGGAAGUAUUCCUGCGUCAUCGUAUACAGGAUAUGACUUUAAGAUAUAUGGAUUCUGAAGAUGAAUUAAAAAAACUCUUAAAGGAAAUUGAGAUACCGCUUGGUCAGUGUAUACCCAUAACAAAAUCAUGGACCAAAUGGCGCUCGAGAGGAAACGGCAUGGAUAUAACAGAUAAUUAUCAUUACAAGCCCCCAUUAAUAAACGCUGCCAUACAAGCAUCCGUAAUCAUGGUUGAUAAUUGGACCCAGACCUUUGCAGAAGAAAAUAAACCCUACCAGCACCAGUCCCCUGGAGUUAUAGGCAGCGGUUACCACGACUCCAUUAAUUAUAACCAAUAUACGUCAAUGAUAGAYCACAUGGGMAAUCUAGGCUUCACUAACCAUGUUACACCACCCAUAAAUAAUAAUGAUGGUAGACCACCCUUUGUUCAGCAUGUGCCGUCAGUSUUUGAACAGCAGCAAAUGUGGGCAAAUGCUUACAACUAUCARCAACCUAGAAAUGAGGACCUUGGUCUUAGUGGGUUYCUUGGUAUGUUACAAGCUGGUGGUCCAACUGCGACGUCAGUGAGCAGAGAGGUCAGUCCCAUACAUUCCCCUCAGCUACAAGAUGCAGUUCCAUUGGAGGAGAACGGUUUCCAGGUUAAGGAYUCUGAUAUACUGGACGAGCGGGAAGAUUUGGCRAUUGAGAGGUCAUUGAUAGCUGAGGAGAAACAGCAGUCYUAUGCUGCUGCUUUGAAGGAGAAGCAAAUGGCAACAGCCAAAGCCCUAGAAAACAAAGAACCAAGACCACGCUCGAGCAGCAUGCCUCACCCCUCUCCCCCUCCAUUAUCCAGCCCACCASCCAUACCAUACACCAACCACACACCCUAUGUCAAGUCCCACCAUACAUCCACCCGUCCAAAGGAAACCCAGAGCGCUUUUACCAAAUGUGAUGAGAUAAGUAUAGAGAGUGGUACCAGYGGAAUUGUGGGUAAUAGUUAUAAAGAUAUUGGAUCUGCCAAUUUAAGAAGCUAUCUUGAGAAGUUAAUGGCAAGUCAAGAAUAUAUAGAGGCGACAUCCAAGCCCAAAGCAGAAAUACAGAAGGGAUGGCUUCCUAUUGACGGCAAGCAUAUAUUAUCAGCACGUAAAAUUCAAUUUAAGCCUAUGUUUAUUGAUGAUAAGGGUCGCAUGCGCCACGGGGUAUCUGUGCGCGGGGCGGAUAAAUCAGAGGAGUGCUCUAGGCAUACGGUAGGGAAGGCGCCUGCAUAUUGUACCUUUGCGCAUUCAAGAAUAGGUGAUACAUUACAAUUUAUUUGUAUCAAAUGUUCGUGCGAAAAGUCCAGAUAUACAUACUGCCAAGAUAAGAAAGAUCAUAGGGAGUAUAUUUUUAAUUUAGGGCCAUAUAAGAAUAUACAUGGGGAACCGUGGAAACUUGUGACGUAGAACAUUGCGUUCUUAUCAGCUGCUCUAUCUAGAGGAGUACUACCAUAUAUAGUAAUGGUCACUAGAGUUUAUAUAUUAUGAAAUAGGUACUCAAAGCUUGUGUGUUGUAUUAACUGGUAAUAUUUCCUUCUUGCAACUUUGACUCAGUGKAUUUUAAAUAAKGAGUCACCAAUUAUAGUGACUUGUCCUCACUAAAUUCGAAUUUUGGAAAGAUAUUCUCGAAGGCUACUGAUGGUAAUGCAUUUUAAACACAGCUCAACUUCGUCUCAAUCUGAAUGGAUUUUGUAAGGGAAAAAUGUUAAACAAACAUGGUGCAUGUCAUUUUUACARAACAAAGUUUGUGGUUUUUGUAGCUACAUUUUCUUAGAUUUUUGUGAGAGUUUUUAAUCUACUUUGAAAUAAGAAAAGAAACUUUUUUAGCCUGAGUUAUUGUGUAACUAAGCUAGUGAAAUUACAGUUUGGGAACCCAGAUUCCAUAAAUUGUCGGCACUAAGUUUGAAGAGUACAUUGGUUGGUAUUUAGAAAUACUGGCCACAGAAAUGAAGCUUAACUUGAGCAUACAAAUGUAAUGUUUGAAAACUCUAGCCAUUAGUAAGUCAACUAUGGCUUCUUCAAGGUUAUAAAAAAACAAAUUCUUUAGGAAUAUCACUGGGUCAUCGUUGCAGGUUGUGUGUCUGAAAACAAUAAUUGUUAAUUAUUAAUAAUAAUAAUACUAUUAAAAUUGAAACAUGUAUUAAUAUUUUGGUAUCAAUAGUGCUUAUGACAUUUCUAUAGUGAAACUACAGUACAAUUAAUGAUAUGCAAAGUGCAGUGACAGUACCAUUUUGUAAAGCAAAGCAUGAUGGUCGUUGUAGUCCUCACACUUUUUAAUAUAGUCCCUAACAAAUCUCCCUAAAAGCUGUUUUGAUGUUUGUCUUUGUAGAAAUGGCACAAACAAAUUUUUUUAAAGAAAUAUCAAAAAUGGCCUAGGAGGGCUUCUUUGAUUUAUGGACAUGAAAAAGUGUGCGGACUGCUAUAAAUACCAUAUGCAUUGUUGCACAAAAUGGCAUUGUUUCACAUUGUAUGGUACAACAGCUAAUUUUCUACAAUACAUACACACACAUAGAUUCUGACAAUACUCCAGAAACGUUUAAGUUUACCUUAUGUCUAGUGACCAGAGCUGUAAAAACAGACAGCCAAUAAUACCUAGUGGCUAAAUAUAUGUGUUAUGGCAUCAAAUUAGGAUUUUUAUAGGGAAUCUCUUUACUAUUAUUAAUCAAUAAUAAUGAUAACAAAAGUGUUGCAAUCUAUGGCUAUUUUUUACACAAUUUCUAAUGGAUUCUGAUUUUUUUCGGGACUUAAUAAACAUGCAAUAUGAAGUUAUAUGAAUGCAAUGUCUGUAAUAUUAUUAGCAAAACGAAUAGCGUCAAUAAAUUAUGAUGCCUGACCUCUUAAUAUUGAAGUUAACCAGGGGGGGAAGUUAACUGAUAAUAAUAAAUUUAUAGUGUGCGACAUGUGAUAACAUGAAGAUGACUUUGCACACAAUUGCACCUCAUGUCUGAUUAUAUUUUAAAUCAGUAAUACCACACAUGUCAUAAGCACUAGGCAUGCCAUACUCGUUAUGAAUGUCUCCUUAAUUUAGCUAUACCACCUUWAGUUUGCAUUACCUUAUUAUAAUUAGAGCAAUACAUUUAAUCUGUGAAAUAAUUAUACAAAAUCAAAUUAGCACAAAUUUCUGUAACAUCCUUUAGAUUUAUCAUUGUUCUUUAUGGACACCAUAAAUUGCCAAAGAAGAAAUAUUAUUUCAUAGGUUAAGUAUGUUUACUCCACCAUUGACUAGGAAGUCAAUAAUUCCACUUCUUAACUGUUAUUUUAGCACUUUUAUGUCUGGGAUGCUUAACUUAUAAGACUGUAGAAGAGUCUAAUGAUAUUAAUUUUACCAUACCUAGCAAAGGAUAAUUAUUAUUAGAUAAUUAUAAUUGUACUAUGCAUUAAAUUGAAUUUGCAUCCAAUAUUGAUGUAAACAAUUCUGGAAUUUUUCAACUAUGUGCAGGUUUUUUCUGCCUAGAGAUCAUGGACUAUUACUGUCUCUAAGUAGCUAUAGGAGAUCUAGGGUGCUUUCCAUUUAGGCAGAACUGGCCGACCAGUCCACUCUAUUUAGAGGUAUAUAAUUAACACGUCUUAUUUACUUGAACCGAGGGAAACAUUAUGUAUUGUGGUCCCGAGACAGCUGAUGUUUCCCGAAGCGAAGCUGAGAAUGAUUUAUAAUGACAUUUUCUCUGGGUCUGGCCAGCCAGUUCUGACAAAUGGAAAGCGCACCUAGAGAGCUGUAUUUUACCUGACAAUUAAAAUAUAUUAUGAUAAUGUCCCUCAUUUUUCUGAAUGGGAAUGUGACAUCACUAGUUUUCUAUAAGUUACCUUCUCAAGGAAUCCAUUCAGGUCACUGUUGUCAUGCCAACUGUAAGGUUGCAGUUUUUAAGGUAACCUUAAUUGUUGUCAUAGUAACCUUGCUCAUCAUUGUUGCCAUGGCUACCAUAUAAAUGUUAAUGUGACCAUAAAAUUUCCAUGGUAUCGUCAAGAUUGUCAAGAUAAACUUAGAAACAACAGUUCUCAAUGUAUUACAUUUAUGUCCCAGUUGUCAUGGUAACCUUAUGUAGAUAUGCAGUGCUUGUUUUAGCUGUCUUUACUGAUUCAGUUGUUGCAUAUUUCCAGGUCAUUUGAAGCAAAUAUAUACAUCCUCAAGUAAAUCCAACACCUAAUGUUAUUUAUUCUGUACUUUCAGAGAUUGUAAAAGAUUUUGCAGCAAACAGUGUUGAUAAUUACUAGACCUGGAGCUAUGUGACAACACAAGCUUUUAUAGUAGUACUUAAUUUAUGUAGGUAAUUAUUAUUGACAUGAGGAGAGGGUACCAAACCCGUGAAAUAGUUAUUUGGCUGAUAUCACACCCAAAAGAAAUGUUCGUUUCUAAUUGGUUGAUUGAAUGGGAAUUCGUUAGUUUAUUUAUCGUUUUCAACCAUCCCAUGAGAUUCAAAAGAUAAAAGACUGGCGGCCAUGUCGCCUGAAAGAACAGUAGAUACCUAGUGAGAAAUCCUUUGUUGAAGUUCAACCAAUAUGGCAGCCGGUCAGYGAAAACAAAGAAUAUCACGCGUUUAUAUCACUCAGAGACUUGCAUUUUGAGUAGAUGCAACGUACCGCGAUGUAUUCAAUCGCUUCCAUCAAAAACGAGCAGUAUUUUUCAUUAAUUCUAGUCGAAGGGUGGAAUAUCCCAUUCURUCAUCCUCGAUAUUUAAAUUUUACAAGUGAUACAUGCCUUAGCAGUCUCUAAUUCUAUUGUUUUCUUCAAUUUUUUGAAGUGUAAUAGUCGACUAAAUAUAUAUAUAAAGCAAUAGAACUAGCGACCACUGGAAAUGAACUAUGUCACGAGAGUUUAGCUACUUAACCCUUAUUCCUUGUGURAAAAUCGCAACCAGACCAGUGUGGUUGUUGAACAGUUCAGCUAGGUCCUCCGAAGCGGUUACUCGGGCUGUUUUAAGUCGUCCUUCCAAUGGAUCCACCAUGUAUGUGACCCUAUCACUCCCACAUGCAAUAUGAAGUUAUAUGAAUGCAAUGUCUGUAAUAUUAUUAGCAAAACGAAUAGCGUCAAUAAAUUAUGAUGCCUGACCUCUUAA
This is a messenger RNA of Exaiptasia diaphana, 5257 nucleotides long. RefSeq lists its product as uncharacterized. The transcript is spliced from 5 exons. NCBI's taxonomy places the organism in Eukaryota, Metazoa, Cnidaria, Anthozoa, Actiniaria, Aiptasiidae. The record is from RefSeq and is a predicted model, not a curated record. The coding region runs from base 132 to 1610 and encodes 492 amino acids.